Messenger RNA from Ictalurus furcatus (blue catfish), 5333 nucleotides. Its product is annotated as A disintegrin and metalloproteinase with thrombospondin motifs 2-like. Gene Ontology annotation, molecular function: metalloendopeptidase activity. Lineage: Eukaryota; Metazoa; Chordata; Actinopteri; Siluriformes; Ictaluridae. The record is from RefSeq and is a predicted model, not a curated record. Gene Ontology annotation, cellular component: extracellular matrix. The transcript is spliced from 22 exons. Gene Ontology annotation, biological process: extracellular matrix organization; proteolysis. Bases 126 to 4265 code for a protein of 1379 amino acids.
UCUCUCUCUCUCUCUCUCUCUCUCUCACACUCUCUCUCUCUCUCUCUCACUCUCUCUCCGCUGUAACUUUCCUCCUCCGGAUCCUGAACUCCGUCUCUCUCCCACCUGCGCAGUUCGGAGCUGCCAUGAAUCCCGCCGCCGCGUUUCCGAUCUUGAUCUCCGCGCUGCUGCUGCCCGCCCACGGCCUCUACAUCGCCAGUAGCCUAGAUUCCCUGCAGCACGUGCUGGGGGACUAUGGACUGGUGAGGCCCGUGUUGAGCGAUGCGCACGGCCGCUUCUUGUCGCACGCGGUAUCGGCAGGCGCAGCACGCGGGCAGUUCCGUAGGCGCUGGCGAAGAGAGGCGGAAACGGUCGACGAGCCGCGAGGAGACGGUGAGAGGCUCUACUACAACGUCACCGUCUUCGGCCGGGAGUUCCAUCUGCGCCUGCGCCCCAACACGCGCCUGGUGGCUCCCGGAGCCAAGAUGGAGUGGCAGACGCCGGACGGCACGCGCUCGGAGGCGCUAAACACCGACUGCAUGUACGUGGGCGACAUCACGGACGUACAAGGAGCCUCGGUGGCCAUCAGUAACUGCGACGGCCUGGCGGGGAUGAUCCGAACCGAGAAGGAGGAGUUCUUUAUCGAGCCGGUGGAGACGGGACAUCAUGUGAUGGAGCAGGAGGAUGGUGGCGGCGGUCGUCCUCACAUCGUGUACCGCUCUGCUGCCGUGAAGAAGCCUCCAACCAGCCAGCUAGCCGCAGACCUUCAUUCCAGAGGUGCUGAUCUUGGAGGUCUACUGGAUCUGGAGACUCUGUAUGAAGGAGUAGAGCGGAGUGCGAACCAGAGCCGGAGAACUCGCCGUCAGUCUCCCGAGCGAGCAUACAACAUUGAGGUGCUGCUUGGGGUUGACGAUUCGGUGGUGCAGUUCCAUGGAUCGCAACACGUCGAGAAGUACCUGCUUACGCUCAUGAACAUUGUGAAUGAAAUCUACCAUGACCGUUCUCUGGGAGCGCGGAUCAACGUGGUUCUGGUACGGAUUGUCUUGGUGGAUGCCAAAAAGUCCACGAAUCUGAUCGAGCUGGGAAACCCGUCUCAGAGUCUGGAGAACGUGUGCCGCUGGGCGUUCGAGCAGCAGAGGAAAGACACUAAUGAUAAAGACUACCAUGACCACGCCAUUUUCCUUACACGCCAAGAGUUCGGACCAACAGGGAUGCAGGGUUACGCUCCGGUGACUGGUAUGUGCCACCCAGUCAGAAGCUGCACUCUGAACCAUGAGGACGGCUUCUCCUCCGCCUUCGUAGUGGCCCACGAGACCGGUCAUGUGUUGGGAAUGGAGCAUGAUGGUCAGGGGAAUCGAUGUGGGGAUGAGGUGCAGAUGGGCAGCAUCAUGGCUCCCCUGGUGCAGGCCGCCUUCCACAGGUUCCGCUGGUCCCACUGUAGCCAACAGGAACUGGGCCGCUAUUUACACUCGUAUGACUGCCUGAGAGACGAUCCAUUUGAGCACACAUGGGAGGAGUUGCCCCAGCUGCCAGGCCUGCACUACUCCAUGAAUGAACAGUGUCGCUUUGACUUCGGCGCCGGAUACAUGAUGUGCACAGCGUACCGGCCCUUUGACCCAUGUAAGCAGCUCUGGUGUUCUCAUCCCGACAAUCCCUUUUUCUGCAAGACCAAAAAAGGACCUCCGAUUGAUGGCACGAUAUGUGGGGACGGCAAGCACUGCUUUAAAGGACGCUGUGACUGGCUGAGUCCAGCCUUCAUAAAGCGAGAUGGAAACUGGGGCAUGUGGAGUGAGUACGGUGCCUGCAAUCGGCCCUGCGGCAGAGGACUACAAUUCCGCACUCGUGAUUGUGACGAUCCACGUCCUGCCAAUGGCGGACGCACCUGCCCAGGAUCAAACUAUCAGUUCCGGGUGUGUAACACUCAUGAGUGUGAGGACCCGUACCGGGACUACAGGGCCGAGCAGUGCAGCUCCAUGGACAGCAAAUUUGAGCAUCACGCAAUGAAACACCACUGGCUGCCUUAUGAGCACCCUGACCCUAAACAGCGCUGCACAUUGUACUGCCAGUCCAAAGAGACACGAGUGGUGGUGAAUAUGCAGGAGCCGGUGGAACCAGGCAGUCGCUGCUCCUACAAAGACCCCUACAGUGUGUGUGUGUAUGGCGAGUGCGAGAAAGUGGGCUGUGAGAACGUGGUGGGUUCACCGCUUCUGGAAGACAAGUGCGGUGUGUGUGGGGGGGAUGGAACCAAGUGCAAGACUCACAGGUUCAACUUCACCUUCAGUGAUAAGAAAGGUGUCAUCAAAGUGCUUGAAAUUCCUAAAGGAGCGAGGCAUCUGCUUAUCCAGGAACUCAACGGAACAGCUAAUAUUUUGGCUGUGAAGAACAAAGCAACCGGUGAUUUCUUCCUAAACUCUCAUGGAGAUUACCCAGAAACCCGUUCGGUCAUCGAGAAAGGGCUUGAGUGGCAGUAUGAGAACAAGAAUUACAAAGACACCAUUCAGACCAACGGACCUCUGAAGAAUGAGGUCGUUAUCAUGAUUCGGAUGCACAGCUCAGCACGGGCGAAGGUGUCGAUCAAAUACAUUACCGACUUUGACCGACUGAGCGACAGAGCCAACGAGAACAACAUGGUGCCUGACAAUGCAGUACCCUACUCCUGGGUGGUUAAGAAGUGGACCCCAUGCUCCAAAACCUGUGGGACAGGCACGCAGAUGACACGCUACGGUUGCCGUAAGAACGCUGAGAUGAGGCUGGUGCACCGGCGCUUCUGUGAGAAAAUCAAAAAGCCUUCUGUAAUUUUCAGGGACUGCUACUUACGAGAAUGCGCUCAGCCCAUCUGGGUGACUGGAGAUUGGGGUGAGUGCAGUAAGUCCUGUGGUAGGUUUGGGACUCAGACACGCUCAGUGCGCUGCGUCCAGCCGCUCAAAGACGGAAAGUUCAAAUCGAUCCGGAGUCGAUACUGCAACGAUGAACGUCCUGAGGCGAGACGCGACUGCAACCGCAUGCUCUGUCCUGCUGAGUGGAAACUGGGGCCGUGGUCACAGUGUUCGGUGACGUGUGGCAAAGGGACUCAAGAGAGGCAGGUGCUUUGUCAUACUCGCGACAACACCAUCGGUCUGUGUUUGGAAUCCAAACCUCUGGCACUGAGAUCCUGCAGCAUGGACCCAUGCCCAAAGGGCAUGUCGGACUUUAACAAGCAUGGCAACUUCCUGAUUCAGUGGCUGUCACGCCAUGACGCUAAAUACCCGGUGCAGAGGUUCUCAAGCUCACAGUGCCGCACUGACCGCUCCAUGUUGUGCAAGAUGGCGAUGCUCCAGCAGUAUUGCAAGAUACCUGCUUUCCAGCGCAUCUGCUGCAAAGCCUGCAGCGCUGCCAACACGACAAGCAUUGCUCCACCGAUGGGUCAUCCACUAACGACACCAAGAUUAAGCACCAGAAACCACGGUUUCACUAUGACAACCACAAGACCUGCAUCUGCGACAUUGACACUGACAAGAGCCACUACAGAGAGCAUUUCAUAUACAGAAUAUAACACCUGGGAACAUACAAUCCUUACAACAGGUACCAAGGUAGAGGCUACAACUCCAAACGUUCCCAUAAACACACCAAGCAACUUCUUGACAGAGCCAAACACACCUACGCCAAUCGCCAUGACAACCCAGACUUCAAGUCCUAAAGUUACCUUGUCCAUUAUAGAUGAUGCGAUACAAAACACAGCAGUCAACACUGAUACAGAAAAGAGUAGGGUUACUGGACUGAUUGACGUAGAUGUCACUUUGGUGACCAGCCCCACUGCUGAGUUUGAUGAAUCCCAAGUUGGCAGUGGUGCCCACCCUGGAACGACGGUCCAAACCAGUGGGGAUGAUGAGUUAAGCACUUCAGGCUGGCAUGAGACAGAAACAGUCACCAACACCAGUAUGACGCUUAUAUUGACAACACUAAUGCCAACUUUUGAAGAGAAGUCAACACGUGAAGAAAGUAUUGAACCAUCAUCCAUCAUGACAACGUCAUCCAUUACAAAGCCAACCACAGUGACAAUGACCACACCAGUACCAACAGUAGAGAAGCUGACAACAACCAGGCCAGCCAUCAAGGAGGAGGAAAACAAUGCCAUUGAGGUGCCUUCCCAAAUUAGUGGCGUGGACAGCGAGUUCCCCGAGAACAACAUCAUUCCAAGAAGAGGGCGCGUCUUCCUGAGGGAACGAACACGCAACAAGCGGAUCCAGGAGCUUCUUGAGGAAAAAAGGAACUUUUUACGCCGAAUGAAACGAGCUCAGGGCUUUUAAAGUCUGCUUUCUCUUAUAGAGAGAUACGGCAAUGCUACUUUUAACUCCAUACUCCAUUUUGGUGCUGGGGUCAAGAACUGGAGAAAGGGCCUGUGUGCUUCCCACAUUCACUUUACAUUACAGGGCAAACUGAACUUUGUGGAGCCAAAACCACUAGCAAAUGUUUGCACAGUAGCUUUGAGCACAAAAUACGUUUGGAGCAUUUCUUUAAAGGGACCUCAGGUUUAAAGUGUUUGUUUUAUUUGUUUAGGUGGCCUACAAAAUGAGAGGUCACAGGUUCAUGUGAUUCAAAUAUGGGUAAUUAAAUAGAUAAAAAUAAAAAAUAUGGGUAAUAAAACUACACUAUAUGGACACCUGGCCGUCACACCUGGCCGUUGUGUGGGCUUUCCCCAAAGUCAGAAGCACGCAAGGGUGAGUUGUGGAUUCCACCACUUAAUGUAAAAAUCUUGGCCCCCCUGGAAAUGUUUCAUUGACCCUUGACCCCCUGGACUCCACUUUGAGAAAAACUGCUCUAUAUUAAUAUACAGUACCAAUAAUAUUCGUUUUGCUCCCGUCUAGAGCAUGCAUGUAACCACGUUGGUCUAAAAACGAACCCUAACCAUGCACAUCACGUUUCUUACAAUUGUUUAUUCCAGUAAUGACAAAUGAAAUUGUGGGUAUUCGAUGUUGGGUUUGUUUUAGAAUAAGGCAAUACUAUUUAAUUUAAGGUGCUAAACAGAUGACAAUAAACUCACACGUAACAAACUACAGAUUUUGCCACAUAGAGACCUGGCCACUUAGGGAAUUUGGGAAUUAGUAGGAAAGAAAACCAACACAUCCUUCAACAUAAACAUCAAAAUAUUCAGUAUUACCAUUCAAAAAAAAAUUCAAUUCAUAUCAUUCCACUUGGCAAAACACUGUAUUUAUUCUAAAUUCAAAUGAACCAUGACAAGUGGUUUACUUUUACCAAUUGGUUGUCUGACGUGUAAAAAUCAGGGACUCGCCGUUUUUUACUAUGGGUUUCAUCUUUCACGCUUGUCCAUGUGCACCUCCUGUUAAAUUGUCUCAAGAAGCUGCUGUAUAUAUAUA